AUGUCCACGGUCGUAGAGGACGGUGCCGCCGCCCGCGUUACCCCGCCCCCGCCUCCGCCGCAGCCGCAGCCCGCUGCCUCGACCACACCCACCACGAUUGGCGUUUCCGCAGAGUCCGCCGCCGAGGACCACGAUGCCGCGGUUGCGAGGGCGGCGGAUGUCGCUGCUGCACGCGAGGCCGGCGCUCGUGACGUCUUUCGUCGCGCGGUGGCUGCGACGGAGCCGAGGACGAAUUGGACGCGCGAGGAGAUUGCGGCCGUGUACUACACGCCGUUGAUGGAGCUGGCGUUCCAGGCGGGCUCGCUCCACCGCCGCUUCCACGCCGCCAACGAAGUGCAGCUCUGCACGCUCAUGAACAUCAAGACGGGCGGCUGCAGCGAAGACUGCAGCUACUGCGCGCAGUCGACGCGGCACCAGACGGGCCUGCAGGCCACGCGCGUCGAGAGCGUCGAGUCGGUGCUCGCGGCGGCCAAGACGGCGCGCGACAACGGCAGCACGCGCUUCUGCAUGGGCGCGGCGUGGCGCGACAUGCGGGGGCGCAAGACGAGCCUGCGCAACAUCAAAGCGAUGGUGUCCGGGGUGCGGGAGCUAGGCAUGGAGAGCUGCGUGACGCUGGGGAUGAUCGACGGGGCGCAAGCCAAAGAGCUCGCCGACGCGGGCCUGACGGCGUACAACCACAACUUGGACACGUCGCGGGAGUUCUACCCGUCGGUGAUCUCGACGCGGACGUACGACGAGCGGCUGGCGACGCUGGGCCACGUGCGCGACGCCGGCAUCAACGUCUGCUCCGGCGGCAUCCUCGGGCUUGGAGAGAAGAGCCGCGACCACGUCGGCCUGCUGCACACGGUGUCGACGCUGCCCGCGCACCCCGAGAGCUUCCCCGUCAACCGCCUCGUCCCCAUCCCCGGCACGCCGCUCGGCGAGCGCAAGCCCGUCGCCUUCCCCACGCUGCUGCGCAUGGUCGCGACCGCGCGCAUCGUGCUGCCCGCGACCAUCAUCCGCAUCGCGGCGGGCCGCACGACCAUGUCCGAGGAGCAGCAGGCGCUCUGCUUCAUGGCGGGCGCCAACGCCGUUUUUACCGGCGAGAAGAUGCUCACGACCGAGUGUAAUGGCUGGGAGCAGGACAGCCAGAUGUUUGCGCGCUGGGGGCUGGAGCCGAUGAAGAGUUUUGAGAAGACGGCCGUGCCGCCCGAGGCUGAGAAGGUGGCUACGGAGGCGGCGAGGGCCGAGGCGCUGUGA
Molecule: messenger RNA, 1239 nt
Organism: Aplosporella prunicola CBS 121167
Lineage: Eukaryota; Fungi; Ascomycota; Dothideomycetes; Botryosphaeriales; Aplosporellaceae
Exons: 2
Coding region: 1-1239 (412 amino acids)
Biological process (GO): biotin biosynthetic process
Cellular component (GO): mitochondrion
Molecular function (GO): biotin synthase activity; 2 iron, 2 sulfur cluster binding
Source: RefSeq, a predicted model, not a curated record